This is a messenger RNA of Lachancea fermentati, 972 nucleotides long. Lineage: Eukaryota; Fungi; Ascomycota; Saccharomycetes; Saccharomycetales; Saccharomycetaceae. The record is from the annotation of a GenBank genome assembly.
AUGUCUGCCACCGCUACCACCACUGAAACCGCACAAUUGCAAGUCAACUCUACCCCAGUGUCUCACGCCCUUUCCGACGUCGUCAAGACCGAGGACUGGUCCGACUUCAAGUUCGCUCCAAUCCGUGAGUCCACGGUGUCGCGCGCCAUGACCUCCCGCUAUUUCAAGGACCUCGACAAGUUCGCCGUCAGCGACGUGGUCAUUGUCGGUGCCGGAUCCUCCGGUCUUUCUGCCGCUUACGUGAUCGCUAAGAACAGACCAGACCUAAAGAUCGCCAUCAUCGAGGCCAACGUUGCCCCAGGUGGUGGCGCCUGGCUGGGAGGCCAGCUUUUCAGCGCCAUGAUCAUGCGUAAGCCUACCCACUUGUUCCUCCAGGAGCUGGACAUUCCUUACGAGGACGAAGGCGACUACGUCGUGGUCAAGCACGCCGCCCUAUUCACCUCUACCGUGCUAAGCAAAGUGUUGCAAUUCCCUAACGUUAAGCUCUUCAACGCCACUGCCGUCGAGGACUUGGUCACCAGACCUGCCGGUAACGGUGCUGUCAACGUCGCCGGUGUCGUCACCAACUGGACUUUGGUCUCCAUGGCCCACGACCUGCAAAGUUGUAUGGACCCUAACGUCAUCGAGCUAAGUGGCUACAAAGACGACGGUUCCAGAGACCCAAGCAAGAAGCACGGUGUCAUCCUAUCCACCACCGGCCACGACGGUCCAUUUGGUGCUUUUUCUGCCAAGAGAAUUGUUUCCAUCGACAACAACAAGAAGUUGGGUGGUAUGAAGGGUCUAGACAUGAACAACGCUGAAGCCGGUGUCGUCAAGCACUCCGGCUCUUACACCGGUGUCGGUUCUAUGUACUUUGCCGGUAUGGAAGUUGCCGAAUUGGAAGGUUGCAACAGAAUGGGCCCAACUUUCGGUGCCAUGGCCGUCAGCGGUAUCAAGGCUGCUGAGGAAAUUUUGAAGCACUUUGCCGCUUAA